Balaenoptera acutorostrata (minke whale) is the source of this 7493-nucleotide messenger RNA. It is a transcript of the gene TRIM56, whose product is annotated as tripartite motif containing 56. Gene Ontology annotation, biological process: innate immune response; positive regulation of DNA-templated transcription. Gene Ontology annotation, cellular component: nucleoplasm; chromatin. Gene Ontology annotation, molecular function: ubiquitin-protein transferase activity; zinc ion binding. Bases 198 to 2534 code for a protein of 778 amino acids. The transcript is spliced from 3 exons. The record is from RefSeq and is a predicted model, not a curated record. Lineage: Eukaryota; Metazoa; Chordata; Mammalia; Artiodactyla; Balaenopteridae.
GGGGCCUGCGGCUGUACAAGUCGGUGUCCCGGGCCUGGGACGGAAGUUGCAGAAGUACAAUUAGUUUCAGUUUUGUUUCUCUUUCAGGAGCCCAGCAACAGCAGCGCCAGGGCCUCGGGGGUUCUCCACUCCGGGUCCUGGAGCCCCGGCUAGGGCCUGACAUGCAAAAGUGCCCUUUACUUUUUCACAUUUGCUGAAUGUCUGCAGGGAGGAGGGAGGCGGCUCUUUAUCUCAAGAGACCAGAAGAAAAUUCCUGGCUAUUCAGAAUGGUUUCCCAGGGCUCCUCGCCCUCCCUGCUGGAGGCCCUGAGCAGCGACUUCCUAGCCUGUAAAAUCUGCCUGGAGCAGCUGCGGGUGCCCAAAACGUUGCCCUGCCUGCACACCUACUGCCAGGACUGCCUGGGCCAGUUGGCCGAGGGCAGCCAUGUCCGAUGCCCUGAGUGCCGCGAGUCCGUGCCUGUGCCGCCCACGGGCGUGGCUGCCUUCAAGAGCAACUUCUUCGUCAACGGGCUCCUGGAUUUGGUGAAGGCCCGAGCUGGCGGCGACCUGCGUGCAGGGAAGCCGGCCUGCGCGCUGUGCCCGCUGAUGGGGGGCGCCAGCGCCGGGGGGCCAGCCACAGCCCGGUGCCUGGACUGCGCCGACGACUUGUGCCAGGCCUGUGCCGAUGGGCACCGCUGCACCCGGCAGACCCACAGCCACCGCGUGGUGGACCUGGUGGGCUACAGGGCAGGGUGGUACGACGAGGAGGCCCGGGAGCGCCAGGCGGCCCAGUGUCCCCAGCACCCGGGGGAGCCCCUGCGCUUCCUUUGCCAGCCCUGCUCCCAGCUGCUGUGCCGGGAGUGUCGCCUGGACCCCCACCUGGACCACCCCUGCCUGCCCCUGGCCGAGGCUGUGCGUGCCCGGAGGCCCGGCCUCGAGGAGCUCCUGGCGGGCGUGGACAGCAAUCUGGCCGAGCUGGAGGCCACCCGGCUGGAGGAAAAGGAAGCCUUGGCCCGUCUGCGGGAGCAGGCGGCCAAGGUGGGCACGCAGGUGGAAGAGGCGGCCGAGGGGGUCCUCCGGGCCCUCCUGGCCCAGAAGCAGGAGGUGCUGGGGCAGCUACGGGCCCACGUGGAGGCUGCCGAGGAGGCUGCUCGGGAGAGGCUCGGGGAGCUGGAGAGCCGCGAACAGGUGGCCCGGGAGGCGGCCACCUUUGCCCGUCGCGUGCUCAGCCUGGGUCGCGAGGCCGAGAUACUCUCGCUGGAGGGGGCGAUUGCCCAAAGGCUUCAGCAGCUGCAGCGCUGUCCCUGGAUGCCUGGGUCAGCCCCCUGCCUGCUGCCCCGGCUGGAGCUCCAUCCUGGACUCCUGGACCAGCAGUGCCACCUGCUGAGGCUCUCCUUUGAGGAGCAGCAGCCCCGGAAGGCCAGCGGGAAGGACGGAGCCAGAAGCCAGGGAGGCGACGAAACCCAGCCCCAGAGCAGGGAUGGAGCCCCGACCCCGAAGCAGGACGGAGCGCAGACGCCCCAAGAAGAUGGAGCUCAGACCCUAAAGGCGGAGAGAGCCGAGACUCCCCAAGAAGACGGAGCCAAGACCCCGAAAGAGGGCAGAGCCCAGACACCCCAAGAAGAUGGAGGAGCCCAGUCCCCAAGGGGUGGCAGAUCCAACAAGAAGAGGAAAUUCAAAGGCAGGCUCAAGUCCAUUUCUCGGGAGCCCAGCCCAGCACCUGGGCCAAACCUGGAGGGCUCUGGCCUCCUCCCCAGGCCCAUCUUUUUCUGCAGCUUCCCCACGCGGAUGCCGGGGGACAAGCGGUCUCCCCGGAUCACUGGGCUCUGUCCCUUUGGCUCCCGGGAGAUCCUGGUGGCAGACGAGCAGAACAGGGCCCUGAAGCGCUUCUCCCUCAAUGGCGACUACAAGGGCGCGGUGCCCGUCCCUGAGGGCUGCUCCCCAUGCAGCGUGGCCGCCCUGCAGGACGCCGUGGCCUUCUCGGCUGGCGCGCGGCUCUAUCUCAUCCGCCCCGACGGCGAGGUGCAGUGGCGCCGGGCGCUGAGCCUCUGCCAGGCCAGCCACGCCGUGGCCGCCAUGCCGAGCGGGGACCGGGUGGCCGUCAGCGUGUCAGGCCACGUGGAGGUGUACAACAUGGAAGGCAGCCUGGCCACCCGGUUUAUCCCUGGGGGCAAGGCCAGCCGGGGCCUGCGGGCACUGGUGUUCCUGACCACCAGCCCCCAGGGCAAUUUCGUGGGGUCGGAUUGGCAGCAGAAUAGCUUGGUGGUCUGUGACGGGCUGGGCCAGGUGAUUGGGGAGUACCGGGGGCCGGGCCUGCACGGCUGCCAGCCAGGUUCCGUGUCUGUGGAUAAGAAGGGCUACAUCUUUCUGACCCUUCGAGAGGUCAACAAGGUGGUGAUCCUCGAUCCGAAGGGGUCGCUGCUCGGGGACUUCCUGACGGCCUAUCACGGCCUGGAAAAGCCCCGGGUGACCACCAUGGUGGAUGGCAGGUACCUGGUCGUGUCCCUCAGUAAUGGGACCAUCCAUGUCUUUCGGGUCCGCCCUCCUGACAGUUAAAGGGCUGGGACUGGGGAGAGACUUCGGGGUGGGGGGACUGGGGGGGUAGAGAGAAGGGAAGCAGGGCGGCCCGAGGGAUGUGGGCAUUUUCCCAGAGAGCAGGGGUUGGCAACUUUUCAAGGUGAAGUGCCAAACAGCUCUUCAGGUGCACAGGAAUAGGGACCAAGGGGCGUGGCGUGGCGUGGCCAUAACCCUCAGAGGCAGAGGAGGAGGGGUUGGAGGGGUGCUGGGCAUUAAUGCUUCUUGCUUUUGCUGGGGGUGACUGCCGCUGCCGCCACCGUACAGUCUAGGUUUCCAAGAUGUGUAAGCUAGUCCUGAUCUGAGUUCUUCUUUAAAACCAUUCCUGAUGGGGUAACCCAGGGAGAGUCUUGGGGAAGUGGGUAGAAAUAGCCCUUUAAGCCCAGGGCUUGAAGGGUAUGUCAGGUAUGUACUUUCUGGAAGAGAGCUGAGAACCCCCUCCCCUCCGACUUGAACGGGACGCACCAAGUCAGAAGAGGUCUGGGAUUUUGAACCCGGCCAUAAAUGGCAUCUUCCACCAGCCUCGGCUGGGAAGUUGAGGCUCCUCUGAUAAUGGCGUCCCCCAGUGAAGUGCGGGGUGGACUUCAUGGGGGACCAAGUAUAGACAAAAGCCGAGGCCAACAGGCGUUUACCUUGAAGUCCGUGAAGAGAAUGUGCUACUAGAAAAUGGAACCCUGCAGUGUUGGAGUCUAAAACACAGGGUUCUGAGUGUGAGACGAGGGGAGACCCUGGGUCUUACCCCCCAACUUCCACCACCCCUCACCUCCAAGCCAACCUGAGGCCAGACCUAUGUAGGAUAUAAAACCUUUUCUUUUUUGAUGUCUUUAUACUUCCUGGAGUUUAUUUUUAGCCUCCUCUUAGUUUUCUGGCACAAUUCCUUUUGAGAAAUUUUGGCUGAACUAAGGGGUUGAAGGCAUUUGUCCAUAUUGCCAUUAUGGGUGGGGAAAAAACCUAAGCCUAGAGACCAGGUGUGGGACUCAGGGGCCAAACCGGUUGGAAGACCUGGGAAGUCGGUAGUGGGGCUGGGAUGGGCAGAGGGGUGAAAAUCUCAUGGAGGGAUCCCGUCAGAAAUGAGCCAUGACCACCGGCCUUUUGCAUAGGCUGUGGCAGCGGUGGAACUGAGGUGGACAUGUUUAGCCAGGGGCUGUUGAGAGGUGACCAAAGGGAAUAAUAUGUAAGGAUCAUGGGCAAUGAGUGUUCAUGGGAACCAGAGAGAUUUUGGACAAGUCCGGAUGGAAAGUGCAGGACAUUAGGUGUAGGGAAAAGAAAAUCUUUUUCCAGGGAGGUCAUUGAUUGUUUAAUGAAGUGAAAGGGGAAAUCAUCAAUGUCAGGUGGACAAAUUCAAUUAUAUAAAAUUUUGAAAUGUAUGCACAGGAAAGAAGAACGAAGAUUAAAGGAAAAUCAAUGAGAUGAGGAAAUUACGGAGCAUUGAUCUGAGGAGUCUCCAGUAUAUGCAGUGACUAAACAGAUCUACUUGGUCAAAGGACCAAAUAAGCCGUAUACCCAAGAGAACGAAUGCCCACAGGCCAGGACACAUAAAAUGAAAAAUAAAAUAAAAUCGACCACUUGCAUUCGUCAAAAAUACAUUUAAAAAAAUAUGUCGUGGGGAAAUAGACCCCUGGCACUAUAAAUGAUGCUUCCUGGUGAACAGUUUGGCAGUUCUUGACAAGAGUCAAAGAAGUGAUUAUAAGACGAAGUUAUCUCACUUUGGAGAGUACAUUCUGGGAAAAGGAUUCAAAAGGAAAAAAAGUAUCUGCACACAGAUAUUUGUGGCCACCCUAUAUAUUACAGUCUUUGACAGGAAACAGCUCCUGUUCCUGUUUCCAAAAAAUUGGCUUAGCUAGCCAAUUCUGGCUAGACCAGAAUCUAGCCAAGUAGAUUGUGGUCUAGCAGGGCAAUGAGCUACUGCCUUCAUGUAUGACAAUUAUGAGAACUAUUUAGAUGAAUAUGAUGUUAUAUGAUGCAAUCGUAAGCCAAAAAGAAAAGAUUUUGGCUUUCUGAUCACGUAAUGAUAGCAACAAGGUAAAAGCAUGUCUGAAUAGUUACCGAGUGGAAAUAGGUUCAAAAUGUGUAAAUAGUCAGUGAUUGGGGAGAUUGGGUUCUUUUUAUUUCAUGCUGUUAUUCAUAUAUGCACAUUUCUACUUCAGUUAUUAUUGUCCAUUAAAUAACAUAUAUGCUUGACUACUUCAGAAAAAUACACUCAAGAAUAACUACUGGAUUUGUAAAUGAAUGUGUCAGAAUAAGUGAGACUGUCCUAUCAGGGGUAGGGGUGGGGGGGUAGGCAGGAGUCAGGAGGAGAAUCCCAGCUGGUCAGGACCCAGCAGGGAGGAAGGGUCGUCAGAGCAGGGUCCUGUCUGGUGACUGACCAAGGAAUCUGCCCUGGGAAGUUUGCAGAGCUCAGGUGGUCCCCGUGGGUGGUCCCCGUGGGUGAUCGGUCAUUGUGGAGUGUCCAGAGGCAGGGGAAGGUCUUAUUGGGUUCACAAACUAAUUCAGACCAACUGGAAACCAAGUGGCGGUUCUGCGGAACCAGCUAGUUUCAGAUGAGUUGCACGAGUGGGGUGCUGUGUCUGUCUUCUUGUAGCUCUCUCUACAGAGUCAGCACAGUGAUGGCUCCUAGUAGGUGCUCUGUAAACGCCUGUGGAGCGAAUUGAUGUCUAGAAAAUGCCAAGUUUUCCAAAACUUUGGCUUGUGGGAAAUCUCCAGUAGGGGGCACUGUGGACACAGCCUACCAUAAGCCUCCAGGAGACUGGCUCAGCUCUAAGUCACAAAAGAGGUGAAAUUCAGGUGUCCUGCUUAUACGUCCUGGGUGUGGGGCGCGGUCCUGGCCUCUAGGGGAUAAAUACCUUCAGGUUGGAACAACAGGUUUGCAGAGCCGCAUGGGAACCGCGUGCAGAGGGCCCGGCUAGUGGAAUGGCUGCAGCCGAGUGGCUCACCCCUGAGGCAGGAAUAGAGAACUUCCGGAGGGAAAUAUCACCUGGAUGCAGGAAGAGAACCCCACAGGUGCUCUAAAGAUGCAGGGCACAUGGGGCUUUCAGGACGCUGUAAGAAGCCUGGGGAGUCGGGCACUGGACGAUUGACAGACAUACUGAAUUUUCCUCGUGAAGGGGUAGGGGUGGGAAGGCACAGAACACGGCAAAAUGUGAAAUGGAUGAGAAGUAUAGCAUUGAGCAUAAUUUGGAGGUAAAAUCCCCAGUGCCCCAGCUGUCACCCGGGAAUCCUAACAAAUCCCGGCACAGAAAGCACUGCUCAGUGCGGAGAGAGAGUUCUUGGCUCAACUACAGAUGUUAAGAAAUCAGGAACAUUGUGAAAGAUCCAACAUCCCCACCCUGCAUUGGACUAUGGCAAUUAACUUGAUCAAUCAUUCCUUGUGCUGUUUGGAACUUUCCAGAUCGUGUAGGAAUGGAGAAUGCCGUUCGGGUAGAGAGAAAGGGAGUAGAGAACCUUGUUCAUAUUCUUUGGGUUUAAAAAAGGAAGGUGAACGAGGCAGCGGAGACCUGGGUUGAGUGCUGGCUCUUCCAACUAAAUAGCUGUGUGAUGUUGGUCUAGCUCCCUAACCUCUCUGAACCUCAGUUUCUACAUCAGUAAAAUAGCGAUAAUAAUAGCCACCAUGCCCACCUCACGGGGUUGUGGUGAGGACUGGCUGAGAGGCAUAGAGAAGGAUUUGUACCCCAUCAAGCUCAAAUCUGCAGUCUUGGUUAGGAAAAAUUUUAACCGACUUUAGUACUGACUUAUUUUCCAUCAGGGUAAGCGUGAAUGGGGAUGUUGUGUGCAUGCCUUGUGAGGGGAAAACUUGAGAACGUCUGGGUAGAGUUGUGACCUGCUUCUCCUUUGGAGGAGACUUAUGUUUCGCUUUCCAGCAGUUAUUUGGAGAAGCCAUUUGCUAAGACACAGCAGUGACCAUAAGAGCAGAAGGGACCAAUGGCCAGCUUGCUAAGACUCAGUGCUACUCCUAAAAGCCAGCUGAGAAUCAGGCUGUACUAAUGAAGGCCUGAUAACCAUAGGUAUUUAGAAGAAAUUCAAAAUGGCAAGAGUAGCCCAAUUUUUUGGUAAUUUAGAGAAAAUAUAAUUUGGGAGAGAAUAACUCUUCUUUCGCUGUAGUCUUAUUAUUACUGUAUCUAUAAAGCCACGUCAUAGAAUAAUCUACAGAGAUAAUAUUCCAGAGGGGCAGACAUUCAAGAGAGAAGUCAGAAGUCUUCCGAGGAAAUUGAUGAGGUUGGUGACCUGAGCUGGGCAAGAUGUGAUAAGUGGAUGCCAAGAUCAAGGCAUUUGACCAUUUCUCCUGGGCAGGUCAGCUGAGAACUAGAGUUAUCCCGUAAGUUAAGUGGGAGAUUGGAUGGGGAUGCAGAGUUCUGUUUGGGGGAGAAAGUAGUCUUAGACCAGCUGGGGCAGGGAGCUGCCAGAGAGAGUGCUCAAGAAGACGUUCCCAUUAGGAGAAAGGUCAAGUUCAGAUGCAGGCUUAGGAAAACAGGUAACUUGACAGAAGGUAACAAAACCAGCCUACCCAACUGAUUCAUGAAUGUAGUUUAAUUAAAUGAAUCUGGAUGGGAACAAAAAUAGGUCUAGGAACCACAGAGUGAUUGGACAUGUGGAGAAGGCUCAACAGGGUCUGGCUGACCUCACCCUCACCUGAAGCCUGGGUGAGGAAUCUUUGGGACCGGGUGGAGAGGGGACCGUAUGUAAAGAGGCAAUUAGGAAGUAGUUUGGGGAGGUUUUGGAAGGUUAUCUGACUUGUCUUCAGAGAAAGUUUGAACUGGUUGCAUUAGCAGCUAAGAGAAAUGGGAUUGGAAAUGGUGGAAUUGGGGCCUCUGUACCCUUGGUGUCAGCCCAGCAAGUAUUUCUUUGUUGCCACCAGGCUGAAGAAUCUGUGUUGUAAACUCUUUCAUUCCUUUAUACUUUGUAUCUUUUUUCUGUUUCUUAAUAAAUUCUUUUGAAAAAUGUGAA